Messenger RNA from Branchiostoma belcheri (Belcher's lancelet), 743 nucleotides. RefSeq lists its product as uncharacterized. Lineage: Eukaryota; Metazoa; Chordata; Leptocardii; Amphioxiformes; Branchiostomatidae. Gene Ontology annotation, biological process: regulation of transcription by RNA polymerase II. The transcript is spliced from 3 exons. Gene Ontology annotation, cellular component: nucleus; transcription regulator complex. The record is from RefSeq and is a predicted model, not a curated record. The annotation marks the transcript as partial.
GGGCGUGUCAAAGGUCAUGGAUGAACACAACAGGUGAGGCCACUCAGACGUGCUGAGGAACAGCCCGGAGGAGAGCCAUGCCUCCUAAGAAGUGCAAUCAGACAAAGGUGAUGAGGAACCACCGAGAACAUCACAAACCUCCAGAGUCUGCCACCAUGAACUCUAAUAACGACUCAAAAAGCUCCAAUCUCGGCCUCCAAGUCAAGAAGAGGAAAACGACCAUCGCGACCCUGGCAGAAGCGGAGGAAGAGAGCAUGCUAACGUGGCUGAGAGAACAUCCCGAGUUGUACAACAAGAAGGCAAAGGAGUAUAAGAAUUUGCAGAGGAAGGAGACACUGUGGCAGGAAAAGGCAUCGGACAUGGGAAGGAGCGUGGAGCAUCUCCAGACUUGGUACAGGAGCAUGAGGACACGGAUGGCCAGGCUGCUGAAAAACAAGUCUGUGGAAGAACUGACCGACAGGGACACUUGGGUGAUGGAAAACUUUACUUUCCUCCGGAAGCACAUCGAAGCGGUACACAGGGGGAGGGGACCAAUGAAAAGAAUUGCUCAGGGACCGGGUCCUCCGGUGAGCCAGGGUACGCUGGACCCGGUCACAAACCACAUCCUGCUGAUGCAGCAGCAGCUGAUGGAGCGGCUGCAGCCGCAGGGCGACCAGGAGAGACUCGGGUUCGCCGAGUGGGUCCGAGCGACGCUGGUCAGCCUGCAGCACGACGUGUGGCGGCGCGCCCAGCGGGACAUCAUC